Carlito syrichta (Philippine tarsier) is the source of this 939-nucleotide messenger RNA. It is a transcript of the gene C4BPB, whose product is annotated as complement component 4 binding protein beta. The transcript is spliced from 7 exons. NCBI's taxonomy places the organism in Eukaryota, Metazoa, Chordata, Mammalia, Primates, Tarsiidae. The record is from RefSeq and is a predicted model, not a curated record. Bases 102 to 881 code for a protein of 259 amino acids.
GUGCAAAAUCCCUCCCUAUACCAACUUCCUCACUGCUAUUCUUAUUUCCGUUGUGUCUGGGCUGGGUUAAUUCCAGCCUGGGUCAAGUAAUUGAUCACCAGAUGUUUUUUCAGGUUGUGUACUGUCUUGUGGUUGUGUGGUUGGGUUCUGCUUCAGAAGCAGAGAACUGUCCAGAACUUCCCCCAGUGGACAAUAGUAUAUUUGUUGCAAAGGAGGUGGAAGGACAGAUUUUUGGGACUUACAUUUGCAUCGAAGGCUACCACCCGGUAGGAGAAAAAAAACUUUUUUGCAAUGCCUCUAAGGAGUGGAAUGCCGCCCCCAUUAAGUGCCGCUUAGGCCACUGUCCUGACCCUGUGCUAGUGAAUGGCGAGUUCAACUCUUCAGGACCUGUGAAUAUAAGUGACAAAAUCACGUUUAAGUGCAAUGACCACUACAUCCUCAAGGGCAGCUAUUGGAGCCAGUGUCUAGAAGACCACACCUGGGCACCUCCCUUUCCCGUCUGCAAAAGUAGAGACUGUGGCCCUCCUGGGAAUCCAGCUCAUGGCUAUUUUGAAGGAAAUGAUUUCACCUUGGGAUCUAUUAUUAGUUAUUACUGCAAAGAGAGGUACCACUUAGUGGGCGAGCAGAAGCAGCAGUGCAUUGAUGGGGAGUGGAGCAGUGCACUUCCGGUCUGUGAGUUGAUCCAGAAAGCACCUAAGCCAGCUCUUCAGGAUGCGUAUGAGAAGGCUCUUCUUGCCUUUCAGGAGAGUAAGGACGUUUGCACAGCCACAGAGAACUUUAUGCAACGAUUAAAGGAAAGUGGCUUGACAAUGGAAGGACUAAAAUAUUAUCUGGAGAUGAAGAAGGUUGAGUUGAAGACAAAAAAUGUUGUAACAUUGUAGUAGUACAGACUGGUAAUAUAAAUACAUCUAUGAAUAAAUUUUCCUAUUGAUUCUGAAA